Pectinophora gossypiella (pink bollworm) is the source of this 4824-nucleotide messenger RNA. Its product is annotated as RING finger protein 121. The coding region runs from base 154 to 1104 and encodes 316 amino acids. The record is from RefSeq and is a predicted model, not a curated record. NCBI's taxonomy places the organism in Eukaryota, Metazoa, Arthropoda, Insecta, Lepidoptera, Gelechiidae. Gene Ontology annotation, cellular component: endoplasmic reticulum membrane; Golgi membrane. Gene Ontology annotation, molecular function: ubiquitin protein ligase activity; metal ion binding. The transcript has 8 exons.
CAUUAUGAUAAAAAUGACUGCAACUUGCGGCUACGAUUUAAUUUUCCUUUUUGCUUGAUUUAUUGCAAAAAGUCGUUGUACAAUUUAGUGUUGUAAGAAGAAUAAAGUGCCUAAUAUUUUUUGUGAAUACUCAGAUAUCCUAGAAGUAACACCAUGGAUCUCCAUAGGCCUGUUGACCCUAACAAGACUUACGAAGAAAUGACUUCCGAGGAGAAGCUAAGGUAUGACCACCAGAAGUUGCACGAGCUACACAAAGGCCACGAGCAGAUGCACACGACGAUGGUGAUGAUCCUCAUAGUUACACUCAUUGUGGCACAGGUCAUUGUUGUCGAAUGGAAGAAGCGGCAUUAUAGAAGUUACGCUUUCUUCACAAUGUGUGCAAUGUGGUCAAUCCCCGUACUGAUGAGUGCUAAGAACCAUUGGUGGCGGUUCAUAUGCAUCUGGACGGUGUUCACCCUGCUCACCACCCUGGUCAUCAGGAAGUCCACAGUCAAACCCAUGUCUGUUACUACACCUAGGCUAGUCUACAAAUGGUUCUACCUCAUAUACAAGCUCAGCUGUUUCCUGGGCGUGUUCGGGUACAUCCUAAUGAUGUUGACGUUCCUUGGCCUCAACCUGCUGUUCGGCCACAAGCCGCAGCAGUGGAUGGAUGUGGCGUUGCUGUUUCUCUUCUACGGCUUGUACUUCGGAGUGCUCGGCCGAGAUGUCGCAGAGUACUGCACCGACAAAAUGGCCGCCACGAUCGGUUACUAUACGCAGGAGGGCAUCCCGACGCGGCAGCUGGAAAGCAACGUGUGCGCCGUCUGCGGGAACCAGCUACUGGUUAACGUAGACCAGGAAGGAGUCUUAGAGAACACGUACAAGUUGACAUGCGGCCACGUGUUCCACGAGUUCUGCAUCCGAGGGUGGUGCAUCGUGGGCAAGAAGCAGACGUGCCCCUACUGCAAAGAGAAGGUGGACCUCAAACGCAUGUUCACCAACCCAUGGGACCGGCCUCACAUACUGUACGGGCAGCUGCUGGACUGGAUCCGCUGGCUGGUGGCGUGGCAGCCGCUCAUCCUCUUCCUCGCACAGGGCAUCAACUGGCUCUUCGGUCUCGAGUGAGACCACAAUAAUACCAGAUAAUAAACCUUAAUGUAACUGAACAGUGUACAGUGCGUUGUUGAUGUUAAUGGAUAAUAAGUUUUCAGCCCGUAACAGACGAUGAAGAUAUAUUUUAUAAUGCAAUAGUACCGAUGCCGGCAGACAAAACUUAAUUUUAUUUUGACAGCUCUAAAACUAUUGCCGUCCUUCACUUAUUCUAAAUGCGAAAAAGAGAUAGGACUGGUUUUAGAACUAUCAAACUUUCAAAUCAAGUCUAUGUCUGCUGGAAUCCGCACUCUAAAUAAAGAAAUAAAGUAAUGCGCAUUGCGCACUAGAGCGACUGAGAUAGAAUUAUAAUGCUAUCUCUCCCGCACCCAUGUUUAAGAUAAAAUAUAACACCAUCUGUGACGGGCAUUACCGUUAAGUAUUCCAGUUUCGUUGGCAAUUUUAAAUGGAUUUAAGUGUAACUUUGUGAAUUGAACACCAAAUUAUUUUUUUGUACUUUAGCUAUGAAUUUAAUUAGAAUUCGAAUUGUGGGCGAGCUAGCUUAGUUAUAGGAACAAAUGAAAUGAAAGUAUUUUUUUCGUCGUUAGUUUUUUGUCUUGAAAUCUCCAUUUGACAAGUUUUUUAAACUUGUUUUUCAUUAGCGCCAUCUGUUGUCCGCAUAAUAUAUGUACGUAUGUAUUUCAGUUAUUGAUUAUUUAUUUAUGAUUUUCUACAAUUUGUACCGUACAUAAAGGCUGAUCGAAUAUACUGUUAUUACUUUACCAUUUUUAAUUAAACACACAUAGCACGUUUACUAUCAUUAACACCCAUUAUCUAAAAAGGCAAAGUAUUCACACCCACAUGAUUUUAUUUAGUUAAAAAUUAAAUAAACAUGAAACUCACUUUGUAAAUUGUAAAAAGACCCGUAUAAAAGAGGUCCGCCAGAUAUAAAUAGCAAACUUUAUUAUCUUUUUUAAAAGGAAAUCAUUGGUUUGGGUGCCACCUUUCUUAAGUAAAAUUUUGACUAAUCUUAAGGAAGCUUCUGGAUUCUCGUUUCACUUGUGUAUCAAGCUCCUAAUAAAUUACAUAUAAUAUAGUUUUUGAUUGCAUUAUCUAGUACACAUAAUCUAAUUUUAUUUUAAGUUAUACCUAUCAUUUUCUUAUCCGCCCAAAAGGAAAGGGACGGAUGAUUGUCAGCUGUUAGUUUUGAAAUGAAUGAAUAACCCGGGCGAAUCAAAUAGGCAUCUCGCUACUGUGCAACCCGUUUGAUGUGUGCUGUCAACUUAAUUCUGUCGGGUUAUCGGCCAAUGUAAAAUGUUGACAGGGUUGUUUAGCAUUUUUGGGUAGAUUGACGUGUGCUUCAUAAAUUGUAUUAUAUAUUUUAUUUAUUUUUUUAUUUAUUAUGAUUAUCCGUCUCUUUCCUUUUCGGCGGAUAAGAAAAUGAAAGGUAUAACUUAAAAUAAAAUUAGAUGUCUAAAGGAAUCAGCGCCAUUGUGCAUAAAUAUAUGUGAGUUUUAUGCUUAUUUCGGCGUAUAUAUAUUUACUAAUUUGUUACUCGAAAGUAUUCAAGAUUUUAAUUACCUACUUUGAUUUCUUGCCUCUGUGAAAGUGGUGCGCUUUGUAUAAAUAAUGAUGGAAAAAUGUAAUUGUUGAAGAAGACCACAUUUAGUUUUAAGAAAUGGGUUUUUAAACUUAAAUCAGUUUUAAUCAGGAUAGUUCUAGUUUCCUGCAUUUAUGUAUUUAAGAAAUUGCUGAAGACUUAACGCCUGCUACUAUUGAUAGCCUAUCUGCUAGAUAAGUAUCUGAUAGCAACUCUCCUAUCUGCCAGAUAGGUUCUGGCUAGUUGUGAAAUAGGCCUUUACAGUCCAAACAUUUGUAUUACGAAUUAUAUUAGGCUUAUCCUAUUUUUCAGACUUGAAUAAAAUGUAGGUACUUUAUUUAUUAUUUGGUUAAGAAUAAUUCCUUAUUUCUGUAAGUGUGUUGGUUGGAACAUUCCAACUUUGUGAGACUUGUAAAGUCCUGUAUUUAUGUUGUGAUGUGAAUAUGACUAUUUGCCUGAAGGUUUAGUGUUUGGAUAGGUUUAGACGUAAUGUCUUUUGUUAAUUUGUAAUCAGUGGCGCAACUAUACCGUGAAACUGGGAAAAUGUUGGUUCAAAGAAUAAAGAAUAGUAACUAUAUAUAUACUAGUAUGGAAUGGCAAUUCUAUGCCCCGACCCAAUUGGCUCCUUGAUAGUUGUAACAAUAAAAUAUCAAAUAUAUCGGAUAUGUUAAUUAUCAUUUAAUAAUCCAAUAGUCUUUUUAUAAAGAUCAUUUUUGAAUAAUUAAUUUUUACAAAAUAAGAAUGCGAUUUUUUAUCUGUGUAUUACAAGACCCGAAACACCGUCGGCCAUUAUUAAGCUUCGUGUGACGUCACAUAUCACAAAAUAAACAAAAACUACCUGUCAGGUUUCAAGUUAUACUGUUUGACAGUUUCUUUGUUUAUUGUAAUGUGACGUCACUGGGCAAAAGUCACGUGACUAUUUUCGCGCGAAAUUUGAAUAAAGAGAAAUGUGUUCUUUUUUCGAAAAAGUAAAAUAUUUUAAAAUAUGUAAAAUAAGCGUUUGUAAUUUUUAAAAUACUUAUCCGAAAACUGUUAAGUAGCCAAUUCGUCUUACUUAUAAUAUUAAAUGGCCGUGAGUUGCUGAGGAGUAAGGGGGAGCGCGCACGGACUAGGUCUCGCUCGCACUUAUGCAUUAGGCAGCACACGGUGAGAAAGAGAUUUUCGUUUGGAUCAUCCUUUUGUGUGAACAUAUAAAAAUGAAUUUUCGUUAAAUGAAAUUACUCCGAAAGUCCUUUUACCCGUAAAGUCCAGCACAAUAUUGUGUUUUUUUUCGCGGUUUUCUUGUUUUUAUACCACAGCAGUCUUUUCAACUUCCAUGAUUGCGUAGAAAAAAGUCGUGUUGCUGUCGCUCUCGUGCACGCAUUACGUCAAGGAGGAGUUUCAUUUGUCGAAAGAAACAAAUCGCUUUGCGAUUAUGUUGCUCCUGCGCGCAUAGCCUAAAGCAACGUUUUGCUUGGAUGGUCUGGCAACAUUUUUUCUUAAUAAAAUUCAAAUUCAUUCUAGACAAAGUUACCUAAAAUAAUAAUAAGUAAAACGGUAAAAAAAAUCACUGGAUAGUUCCGCCACUGAAAAAGUAACAGCAUAAUGAGAAUGUAGUUAUCGUGGUGAGUCAAACGUCUUGCUUCUAGGCAAACUCUUUUUCUGUAUGUAUGCAGAGAUGUCGAACCUGACAUUUCUCCUUAUUUUGCCCUUAAACACCCGUCGAACAUUAUUUUCCCCGAUUUAAAUAUAGCUCGAUUAAUCCAACAGCUGUCAGAACAAUACAUUUUAAAGAGAUAAAGAAAUAAACAUGUUCCCAUCUCUUUCACACUAGGCUGGUGGCGGGAACUCAUCAUCAAUGAUGUAAUACUGAGCCAGGCAUAUAAGUCCAACUUCGAUAUUAUGAUCAAAACUAUAGACAUUACAUUUUUCGUGUUUUCCAAAUCAUACUAUAUAUAACCGACUGCACUUGUCGGUACUAGACUUUGUACUCAGUAGAUUUUGUUUGACGGGCAACUUAAAUACUUUUUUAUAUAUAUAAUAAAGCAAUAAUAUCCUAUAAGCAAUGAUGAUCAAAUUUCUCAGCUAGGUACAUUAUAAGUACGUCACGUCUUAUUUGUAUGGAAUGAUGCAAUUUGUAAAAAGUAUUUUGUAUAAAUACAUAAAUGGUUUCACUA